CGACUGUCUGCUGUUCCGCCAAAGAUCGCAGUGAGAGAGAGAAACAGAAGCAAAGUACACAGGCGUGGAUAACGCAUCGAGAACCUGGAGCGACGCAUGGACGGCGCCGGCAGGGAUAGCGGAGGGCCAGCGCCACUGACGCACACGUCGACGUCGCCUCCAGCUGCGACACAGCAUCCCGAACCGUCGACUGACGUCACACGCCACGACGAACCUAGGGAGAAGGCAGCCAGCGCCGACGACGUUUCGACCCCCGAGUCGGGGAACUGUGACGAACCAGAGAAAAACCCAACAGCACGCAAAGGCGGGGUCGGUGGAGACGCUCGAGACGUUUCGCUGGCAGACGUCGGUCAACCUCAGGCAGACGUUACAGACGGCGGUGUGUCUACAGUCCCGCCGUUCGGCUACUACCUCCGCAGGAAGACUGCGUUCGUCAACGUCGAGAGGAUCAAGAGAUUCCUCGCCAGCUCUUUGGAGUCGUCGGAGGAGGAGGGGGAAAGUGUCGGUGUUGGUGCUUCGUCCGAGCAAAACAAAGGUGCAAAUUCAGACGGUGGUGCUCGUGAAGAGGUUGGUGCUGCCAGAGUGAGUUUUAGUGGUGAUCAGGAAACACAGGCCAGCUCCCAGAGUGGGUCGCCGACACAAGACCCAACUGACAGAAAUUCGGGCACAUUUGGAGAAAACAGACAUUUGACAGAUGGUAUAGUUACUGUUACUGAAUCGUACAAAAAUUCUGGAUCAGUUAAUGCUCGUGAUUCCCAGCCUACUGAAAGUGAGACUCAGAUUCAAAAGCUCGUAGGUGAACCGAUAAGAGUAGUCGUCACUGAACGGAGCUUCCAAGAAACUUCGUGUGUAGAGAAGGAGGCUAUCCUAUGUGAAAAGGUUGGUGCAAUUGGGAGCUGCAACAGUCCCGAAGAACAUCAAUCUCGUAUUGGGAACUCUGCUGUAACUACAUCUCCUGUCAUUGCUACAGCUGAGAGAGGAGAAGAAUUGAAAUCUAGAAAUAGCAGUACAGCUAGUAUUGGAAGUGAAAAGGAGCCAGUGUUCCCACCUGCUGGACGAGAAGAUACACCCAAAGGAGGUCAGGUGCUGCAACAGCAAGCCCAUACAGGGUCUAUCUCCUCGCCAGGAAACAGUCCAGAAUCAUCUGCUAGUGGCGCUCUGGUUUCGGCCUUGAAGAAUGGCAAGAAGAAGCUGGUGAAGAGGGUGUCAUUUGCUGAUGAAGGAUCAGACAGGAAAUCCCUGGUCGAAGAGUUUGAACUCAGGGAGGAAGAACCAGUGAAGCAGCAAGAAAAGAGAGAAAAGCCCUCGCCUCCACCACGGACUGUACCAGCUCCAGCACCGCGCAGCGAGAAGCCGAGCCCGGAAACUGCUACCGGUCGGCCACAGCGUCUGGUGCUCCAGAAGACUGAAGGGGGAGUUGCUAGGCUGGUGAGAGUAACUUGGCUCGACAGUUCCAGCCAAGGAGAGGCGAAGAAGAGGGAGGAAGAACCGGAGCUCCAGGCGUCCAACCCACAAGAGAGAUUAGUGUCCGAAGAGGCUCGAGGUCCGUCCAGUCAGCAGACGGGGACAGUGGACGGUGAGAUCGCUGCAAAGCUUCCGACGUCUCCGGCGAGGAUCUUUGUAUUUCCAGAUCAGUACACUUCAAGUCAUCCCCAGGAUCCUGGCCCUUCGGGAGGUAUCUGGGGGCAAGACAGCACACCCACCAGCGACGACGUCUUCUUGUCGCCAACUGAGGAGGCUGCAUUAGCCUCCAGUGGCAGACCAUUCAGUAGCUUUGUCAGUUCUGCCCUCACUGACAGACCAGCAGAGCCUGAACCAGUGGAUGUCUUGUCUGCGGGAGACAGCGUAGUGUCCAUUUCUGACUCGAGCAGGGCCAGCGACUCUAGAGAAAGCCUCGACACAGGUAGUGCUUCUGGGUACCCCUCCAGCAGUGACAGUGCUUUUGUUGAUCUCGCGCCAGCAGAAGAUCCAGAGGACGAGGAAGGAGAAGAGGAUAGUGAGGCUGAUGAUCAGUGGCAACAAGACAGCAGUUCUGGGAGCAGUGACGACGAAUUUGAUGAGAACAGUGGGUGCCCCGAGGAGCCGGUGACACAGGUUGAUCCGAAUUAUCUGGUUCCAGCAGUAACUGGAGACCCCAAACCUGAUGUACUACCGGAAAGAGAAUUUUGGAGUGAAGAAAGUGUUGUCGAAGACAGAUCUCUGAGGCAGGAUAGUGUGGUUGGAUCUGAGCAGAGAUACUGUCCCGUGGAGAAUGGUGGCUUGAAAAGGGCUAGUGGAGAUUUGGCUCCUGGUGCUACUCCCUUGUCAGUUAAGGAAGUACUUCUUUCAGGAGUAGUCAAGAGCGAAACUGGAGCAGCUGCUUCUUACCUCACUGAAGUAGAGCAGGUCGGUUAUAGUGGCUUCCCUGUAGACGGGAAGGCAGUUGACUGUGUUUCGAGUCAAGAGAGGUGCAUCACACUAAACUACGUGAACUUGGAGUCGGAGAAAGGUCGCGAAGUGAGUGUCAGGGACCAGGAUUUUGGUGGAGGAAAGGCCGGCUUAGAGAGGCACGACAGUUCGCAGCUACCGCCCACGCCACCACCCAGCCCAGUAGAGGGCGAGGAGUGGGAGGGCGACGCUCCAAGGGCAGGCCCUUCGAGGGCGCACCCUCUGCAGGAGGAGCAGGGGGUUCUAGUUACGCAGUGCCUUAGAGAGGCGUCCACAACGGGGUCCAAAGGCUCCAAAGAACAGUCUGCCGGAAUCUUGCCAAUACCGGAGGAGAGAGGUGAGGACGGGGGGAGAGAGGAGAGGAUCGAGGAACCAGACACUGAGAGGAAUGAAAACUGUGCAAAGCAACGACCAGAAGAGGGACAGCUCAAGAAGCAAGAGCAGUCUACGCCGUCGUCAUCGCCGCCGCCAGAGACAGACCCGACGAACGCCGCCGUCUCAACCGUGCUCGUCCUGACGAAAGACGAAGUCUAUCCGGAGGAAGGCGAACGGGAAGAAGCAGGAAUAGAAGACAGGUACCCUCAAGAGGGAGUGCAGUCUAGCGGAGAAGUCACAGCCACCAGAGACGCCCCAACACCCCGAAAACCUCAGCGACAGGUGGAGGACAGCAGCGCAGCCGAGACGUCCGGCGAGGAGAUGCCGGGCCCCCCGGAGGGCGAGGCCGAGGUGCCGCUGCAGAGGGCUCUGGACCACAUCGAGCAGCUGCAGCAGAACCUGUCCACCAGGCUGAGCCCCGGCGCCGUGCAGGCCAUCCGGGCCGAGCUGAAGGGCGCCAGCGCCGCCGCGUCGCCCUCCGGUCCUGGUUCGACGCCAGACAACGCUCGCCGCCGGGAGGCGUUCUUCCGCGACGGCCUCGCCGGGGCUUCCCCGGCCGGCGGCAGCGGCGGCGCCCCUGCCACCUGGCGGCGCAGCGCCGAACUGUCGCCGCCGCGCGCCGCGCACAACUCGCCGCCAGGCGGCAGCACUGCGGCGGCGCCGGGCGCGGGUGCUGACAGCUGGCGGCGGAGCGCGGAACUGCCCGCCACGACCGUGAGCGCUACCACGGCCGCGACCUCGACCUCGACCCCGACCACGACCUCUACCACGCCGACUGCGCACAACGUGACCGUGGUCACCAAACGAGUGCUGUGGGUGGCCGAGACAGAGCCGGCGGCAGCAGAAAAACCGCAGCCUCCGACAGCAGGUGACGGAGGAGCGGCCGACCCGUCGUCUCCGCCAAAGUCCGCCCGCGUCUUCAUCUCGCUCAGCCCCCGCUCCGUCGAGAAGCUCGUCUCCGGGCAGCGGGCUCCCAGAGCUGACACGAAGAGUGCUCCCGUGACACGGCCCCAGCAGAACGGCAAUGCAGCGACCGACAGAGCUGGCGACACCUCGAGACCGGCGGUCGGCCGCGACAGGCCGGAUGGAGCUGCCGGCUCCCCGGCCGGACGGCGACCUGGGCCGCGACCGGCGGUCCCCGCGGUGAAGCCCUCCGUGACUCCGAGGAAGGACACCGUCGCACCAGAUCGCACUGCGGCGGUGUCCCGAGAAGCUUCCGUGCCACAGGGGAAAGUGUCGAGCCCUGCAGAGCUGGCAGGUCCGAGAGGAGGUUCGCUGGCGAAGGCUCCCGGUAAAGCACAGAGACCUGAACCUGGUGCGAAUCUGCCCACCACUCCUAAGACAGAAAGCAAUACGCAGAAGCCAGAGGUACCACCGAAGUCCGUCUCCCAGCGAUCCAGCUUAGCUGGGGCCAAGCAGCAGAGUCCAGAAUCACCGCCCGGGACUGCCGAUGUCUCGGCGUCGACUACUGUCGAGUCCACAGGUGACGACACGGACAUUCCGUAUGCGGAUUCGGAUGACGAGGCGAGUGCUGGUGAGAUGUCGCCCGUGUACCAGCCCUCCGCAGGGAGUCAGCCGGCAGGGGACGCGGACGGGGCAGCUGCAGCGGCGGCGAGGUCGGUGCCGCAGUCUGCGGGCCGCAUGUCGUGGACGCAGCAGCUGCUGGAGAAGCUGUCCGAGGAGGAGGACGCCAAGAGGAAGCGGCAGGCCGAGGCGCCCCGCAAGCCCCCCAGACUGGUGCGCUACCCUGGGCAGAGGGAGGCGGAGGAGGCACAGCGCAGGGCGUCCGCCCCCACCGGCUACCACCCGCUGCAAACUGUGGGGGCGACGGACCCCGUGCUGGCGAGUGCCGUGCCGGGCACGGACGCGUACGCCGAGCUCAUCGACCGCCUCAUCGAGGACGGCAGCCCCGCCACACGGCACAGGCCGUACCGCCAGCAGUAUGGACCAGGGGGCAUCCCGCUGCGGAGGCAGGCGUCACUGGAGGAGGACAGUGGCAGCACGACCAGCAGCGACGGCGCAGAGACGGCGCGCCUGCGCCAGAAGUUCGAGGAGGAGCUGCGCACUGUGGCGGCGAUGCAGCAGCGCCGGCAGGCUGCCGACCCCGAGGCGGGAGCGGGUGCCGCGGCUACACCCCAGCCGCCCGUUCCCGUGCAGGACACCGCGCCGCUGCAGAGGGUCGCCUCACCAGCGCAGAGGGUCGCCUCACCGACGCAGAGGGUCCGGUCGCCGCCCCCUCCGGAGAGGUCGACGACCACUCCGCGAGGCUACCAGACCGUGAAGGUAACGGCGCUGGUGGAGAAACCGUCGACACCGCCGAAGAGGCAUCCGUCGGCGCAGGCCGAGCCGUCGGCCUCUACGCCGUCACCCCCUAAGCAGCUGACGAGUUCUCCGGACCGGGACGCCAUCAAGCCGAAGCCCAUCUCACCGGUCGUGCGACGGACCGCGAUGUCACCGCAGCCGCCGGCAGGCACCCGUCCGCAACAGGCCGUGCCGAAGCUGCGUGCGUCGCCGAUGCAGCAGCAUCGUCAGCAGCAGCAGCAGCAACAACAACAACAACAACAACAACAACAACAACAACAACAACAACAACAGCUGCGGCAGCAGCAGCAACAGCAGCAGCAGCAGCAACAACAACAACAACAGCAGCAGCAGCAGCAGAAGACGAAGAGCUCGGGACUGCGGAGGUUCCUGUCCCCGGCGGCCAGCCUGUUUGCGUCGGCCACGGGCAACAGUCCUCGCAACCGCAGGAGUCUCAGUGAGGACCGCAGCUCUAGGUCCUCCCCACUCCUGCUGAAACCGUACAAGUCCAAGAAGCAGCAGCAGCAGCAGCAGCAGCCGAAUGCACAGGAGGACGCCGCGCAGAGGCAGCCGUUGCUGGCGCAGAAGAAGUCCACGCCGCAGCCCGCAGCCGCCACACACGAUGCCAAAAGAAAAGUCCACCCCACCUCAAAUGCUCCACUGGUGGAGACGGCGUUCCUCUCCGAGCCGAAGAAGCCGACGCCGACAGUGACGCAGCAGAACCUGCUCAACGCGGGGGCGGACUACCGCAACAAGCCGCUGCCCCCCGUGCCGCCCCACCGGACCUCCAGCCGCAGCAGCAGCGGUGCCGGCACUGCCCCCGCACCCACACCCGUCCCGGUGCCCACCCCCGUGGUGGCCGCCCCCGCCGGAGGCAGCUCGCACAGCACUGCGCGGACCAUCCCCGACACGUCUCUCGUGCUGGAGGAGCGGCUGGACAGCAUCCGCCGCAGCCUCACGCCCACGCAGUACUCCAGGGGCGAGGUGCCCGCAGCUGCAGACUUUGCCGGCCGGCGGCAGCAGAAACGCUACCAGUCGCUGCCGCCCAUGUCGUCCCUGCCGGCGACGCGCCAGCAGCUGGAGGCGAUGGAGCGCGCGGCCCGCGGCUCGCCGCCUGCCUCGGAGUACCGGCCGGCGGGCAAACCGUCGGCUGCUGCGAGUCAGUCGGCGUACCGGCAGCUGCCGAAGGAGGCUCCAGGAAGCCCACAGGAAAACUGGGAAGUGGAGCGGCAGCUCACCGUCGAGGACGCGCAGCCGAAGGUGACCCGCCGCCCACCCUCCGGGAGGAUCCUGCCGCUGCAGCUGGUGAGGCCGCUGUCCUCCACAGUAGAGGUCCCUGCGAACUCCUCGGCCGGUAUCUACCAGAAUGUCCAGCAGACCAACAGGGCGAGGCAGCAGGCCAGCUACCCAGAGGUCUACUACCACGGCAAGCAGCACGACACCCAGUCGGACACGGAGGCCCUCCGGCAGAACCGGCCACCCACGCAGCGCGGCCGCGGCGGGAGCAUCGCGUCGGACGGUGCCGACACGGUGCAGUCGUCGCGCAGCGUGGACGCCAGCUCGCCGUCGUCGUCGUCGACGGCGACGGUUGUCUCCUCGGCACAGCAGCAGCGGCAGAGGCCCGGGGACGCGGUGGACGCGGCGGAUGUGUCACCUGGGGCGGCUGAGGUACAGAGGGUGAUGCAAGCCAGACCACCUAUGGUGCUGCCGCCCCCAUCCGGCCGCAUGUCGGCCCCUCCGAGCACCGCCGACUGGCAGCGCCGCUACGGCCGCAUCCAGCAGCCGCUGCUGCAGUCGCCGCCCGCCCUCGUGCCGGUGUCGGCAGCCAUCAAGGUUACCAGGGAGCCCGUCUACAGCAACCUCUCGCAGGCGACGCCCUCGCAGCAGCCGCAGCGCCGGCAGCACGUACCGCUGUCGCCCGUCUCCCCGCCGCCGGACGGCACGGUGCGCCUGAGCCGACGCGAGCUGGAGGCGCUCUACUGGCAGACGCAGAUGCUGCGCGAGGAGCUGGCCGCGCAGAAACGCUACCUCGGCAUGACGGGGCCCGCGCCCGCCUCCGACACGUCCGUCGCCUCCACUGCGACCGCGGGGAGCGGGGGCGGCGCGUACGUGUCCGUCCUGCCGCGGCCGCAGCCGGUGUACGCCAGCCCGCAGACGCAGCUGCCGCCCCAGCAGCACCGCCGCUCACGCAGCAUGUCGCCGUCGCCGUACCACGGGCCCGUCUCUCCUGGCAGCGCCUACCCUCUGUACGCUUCCAACAGGAGCCUGAGCCUGAGCUUGCCGCGGGGCGCCGUGCUGCCGGAGCUGUACGACGCCCAGCAGCAGCCGUUCGUGCGCGGCGCGCCGUACCGGAACACCGUCGCCGGCAUCCGCAGCCACUCCGUUUCGGAGCGCACCUCCACCCCCACCAUAUACGAGGAGGCUGCGCACCAGCAGGCUGCGGCUCCACGGCGCGAGCAGAGUGCAGACGGGACUCCGCACCGCAGGAGCCGAGGCGUGGGGGCGGGCGAGGGGCCGCCACCCAUCUUCAAGAGGGGGUCGCUGCAGGGCCUGCCCGAGCCGGACGGUCCAGCCAGCUCCACGCCCAAGAGGGUCAGCUUCACGCCGGGAGAGGACGUCUCGCCGCGGCCCAACUGGCCCACGAGGAACGGGCCGGCAGCACAGCCCCCGACGAGGAACAGGGACAGUGUGGAGUCUGACGUGUUCCUGCCAAACUCGCCGCCGCCCGCCACUUCUGCUGCCAACUACGUGAACCUGUCCGACCUGGGCUACGCCUACGGCUACGGUUACGGUUACGGAACGUCUGUGGCUGCGGAGCGGCGCAGGCCGUACGGUGUCGUGGUGCGGCGCAGCGCCCCGCCGGGCUCCGUCACCAGUCCCACCGGGACUCCCGACAGGCCACUCCCGCCUCUGCCGCCGAGUUCGAGUGGCGAGCUGUCCGGCAGCAAUUCGUCAGUGUACGGAGUGGUCGUCCGCAAGCCGCAGCCGCAGCAGCCGGUGCAGCUGUCCCCGGACCGCUGGCAGUACCGCGCCGCAUUCCCGUCCCCCACCGGCAGGUGGCCUCAGUCCGAGUCCGAAUCCGGCAGCGAGGCGGGCGAGAUCCAGCGCAUCCUGGGCCGCGGCCGCAGCAGACCAGGUGUAGUACCGUUAAACGGAUGGCCGGCGUCGGAAGUCCACCGGCGGUUUACAACGCUAGGCUGAGGCGCGUCGUCUUCUCUAGCCGGGAGCAGCACGAGAGCGACCUGCGCUGGGUCAUCUUCUCCAGGAAGAACCACAAUCUGAGCAACGGGCCGGCGCGCCCCAAGUGCGACCGCAAGGAGAAUUCCCCGCCGGUCGCGCCCGAGUCGGGCCCGGCCGCCGGGUGCGGCAGCUUCUACGUGGGGAUGGACUCCCGAGACAGCAAGCGCGCCAUCGCGCACCAGCGCUACGUCGACGCGGCGCUCAGGUCUGUCAUAGACCUGCCGUGCCUCCAGCAGUACUAGGGAGCGUCUCUUCUGUAGGCUCCGUCCUACAUUCUUCACUCUGUGUUUGUAGUUUUUUAAUUAUGCUGCACGUAGUUCCUAGAUUGUGCAUUGUAACUAAAUCUUCUGGUGUUGUUUUUUGUGUUUCUAACAAUCCGAGAACCUCUCAAUACUCGUAUUCAGCACAUCUGUUUACAGUUUAUGUGCUAAGAGCUUUCAAAAAAAAAAAAAAAAAAAGAAAA
This is a messenger RNA of Schistocerca piceifrons (Central American locust), 8806 nucleotides long. Its product is annotated as mucin-19-like. The transcript is spliced from 25 exons. The coding region runs from base 97 to 8304 and encodes 2735 amino acids. NCBI's taxonomy places the organism in Eukaryota, Metazoa, Arthropoda, Insecta, Orthoptera, Acrididae. The record is from RefSeq and is a predicted model, not a curated record.